CAACUUGGCUCGGCUCCAUCGGACGGAAGUGUGUGCGUGCGAAGCGUGUUUGUCGAGUCCCGGAGGCAGACGGGGUCAAAGUUGAGCGGGUCGGAGCCUCACCGUGGUGAGAAAAGUCACAAAGGCGCUCGACGACUUCACUUCCAAGCGCCUCCCGGUCUCCGUGACAACCCGACGUGUGUUUGUGUGUUAGCGCUCAUCAAAUGUUCAUCCUUCAGCUGUCUGAAAGCGACCCCGCUUCAAUUCAGCAGUUGAGGCGACCUUUGACUUCCCAAAGUGAACAUUUGGACGUGGCAGAAUUUAUUUCAUUUUGCAGUCACAUUUUACCUUCGGGACUGCACGUGGCCCCGCUGCGACGCGGGUGGGGGUUUCGUUGCGCUUUCUGUCAACUUCCCCGCGACUCGUCGCAGCUUCAACUCGGGUUGGGUUGCGAGCGCCUCGUUGAGGCAAACGUGACCUCGGGGAAACCCGCGACGCCGUUUUGUCUUUCGUCUUUGGCGUCGGUCGGGUUUGUCGGGACGGAAGUCCGCAAGUGAAUUGCAAACAUGCGCAAGUCCACUUUGAGAAAUACGCAAGACUGUUGUCCUGGUUGCGUCUGAGAAAAUGUGCAACCAGAUUGAAAUUGAGGCCGGUUGAAAAUUUGUUUCUCACGGUGGACUUGGACCAAGUCUCCAUGCUCGACUUGAGGUUGUCCAAAGUUUGAGUUCCGAGUGGGUUGUACGCGCCCACCGCGAGAUGGCGCCGCGACGCCGAUUGGCAUGUUGAUGGGAAAGAAGGGCAAAACAUUAGGUACGGUGUUCUUUCCUGCACUUUCUCCCGCAUGUUUCUGUACAGCACACGGCAGUCGAGCGCACUUGUUCUUGAGGAAUUAAAAAAAAAAAAGGGGGUGGAUUGCAUUCACAUCUAUUUGAACGGGGAAAGGUGCCUCGAGGUCCGAACGUUAUCCCAGAACUCGUUGAAGACGUCCUCCAAAGCACUCCUACCGUAUAUGCAGUUAAAUUCAAGAGAAGUUGAAUGCGUGGCGCUUCAAAAACGUCUGAUUGGCAAAAGGACAUGCGCCUGUCUGGAUCACGUCCCAAAGUUGCCGCCGCUGCUUCUUUUUCCUUCGGGCUUGUUCCUCCCGUCCGGGGUCGUCACAGCGCGUCAGUCUCAUCUCCCGCAUCUUCCUCUUUUGGUCUUGCUCUCGCUUUUGCCCGGCAGCUCCAUUCUCAGCCUCUCUCGCCUCUGGACUCGCCCCAAACCAUCCGAGUCGGCUCCCUCGGACCUCGUCCCCAAAACAUCCAACUCGGGCUGUCCCUCUCAGGAGCUCAUUUCUGUUACUUGGCUUCAGCGACGGAGCCUCGCCCGGCUAACACCUGGCGAAAGGCAGACUGCGCCCUGAACCGGUCGCCGGUCCGUCACGGAGCACAUAGCGACAGCGUCACUGAACGGGAAACCUCGCACGGUGCCCGCAUCAACGUUAAACUCUGCGCGAGAGCGUGACGAAGACUGGAGCAAAGUUAGGAAUUGAAAAUAUUUUGGGGCCUGACCUUCCUUCCCACCGGUCACAAUCUGCUCUCACGUCACCUCCGACAUGAAUUUCGGCGGCCCGAGUUUGCUGUUUGCCACCUGCGGCUCCGCAGUCGGAGGGAUUCGAACCGUCGAACUCGAGCGUCUCACAACUUCCACAUUGACACUCGAGUGAGGUGCGAAGAAAGUGGGCACGCAAAGGGUUAAGUUUGGGGGGGUGGGCGGACCUGGCUGCCCCGCCCCUCUGCAACUUUAUACACUCACUCACUCGGGAGUGGAAAGCAGAGGCGCACCUGCAAAAGUGAUCAAAUCUCCAAUUGAUUGAUGGCCGCGUGAGCUCAUCAUGGGGGUCCCGCUGCCGCUGCUGCUGCUGACGUCACAGGUCAGUCUCGUCGUGGACCGGAACCAAAAGGUGCAUGAAUUGGAGCAUUUAAGCGGUUCUCCUUUCUGUUACUAGGGAGGCAAAAAAAAAAAAAUUGCUAGUUGUGUGCUCCGAGUACUACGAUUCAAAUUCCAUUUCCUGCUCAAAAAUGGCGUCAGUAGCCUGACCCGAGUACCGUCAUGUUACGACAAUGUAACUUGAUUACUCUGAAUUCCUCCUGCUGAAAACCGUGAAGGCAAAACUUUUCACCGACGUCCCCGCGCAAUCUAGUCAGCUACGUAUCUUUGCGCUUGUCACUUUUGAAAUGAGCUGAUGUCACUUUGAAGUGUACUGCAAGGCUGUGGCAUUUUAUCUUCAUUUUUAACAAUCACUACAAUUUUUCUUCAGCAUUUAGUUGUGAUAUUGUUGCCCAUUUUCUUUCUCUUCCCAUAUUUAAGCGUCACGUGAAUGUUGAAAGUGCAUCCUGUUCAGAAUGGGCUUGGCUGUAUCUUCUUCUUAUUUGAUUAUGACGAUUACGAUUGGCGGCACGGUGGCUCAGCUGGAAAGCGUCGGCCUCACGGUUCUGAGGUCCCGGGGUCAAUCCCGGCCCCGCCUGUGUGGAGUUUGCACGUUCUCCCCGUGCCUGCGUGGGGUUUCCUCCGGGCACUCCGGUUUCCUCCCACAUUCCAAAAAUCACCCAACAUCAAUUGGAGACUCUAAAUUGCCCCCCAGGUGUGAUUGUGUGUGCGGCGGUUGUUUGUCUCUAUGUGCCCUGCGAUUGGCUGGCGACCAGUUCAGGGUGUACCCCGCCUCCUGCCCCUUGACAGCUGGGAUAGGCUCCAGCACUACCGUGACCCUCAUAAGGAUAAGCGGCUAAGAACAUGGAUGGAUGCUUAUUAUUACUCUUUUCCUUCGGGAUUGUCCCAUCCAGCGUGUCCUCUUUUUCCUGCAUCACUUUUUUUUCUCCAUUGGUGUAUUCGAUGAGCAUCAGUCAGUUCCCGAAUCACGUCAGCCAAAGGCAACCGACCGAGGCUCCCUGUAGGGGGCAGCACGCCUCCGCGCGGCGUCGGACCGGCCACCGGAGGGAGCGCGUGACGAUGUCUCGCUGUUGCAGGUGUUUGCCGUUAGCGGGUGGUCACGCCACCGCGUUAGCAAGCGCUACGCCAUCAACCCGCUGGGGCACAAGUGGACGCACCGAAACAUCACGUACAGGUGGCGCUAGCGGGCUGGAGUCGUUUCCAAACACGCUGAGCGCCGACGCCACCAGGAAGGCGCUGGGCGCGGCCUUCGCUAAAUGGAGCGACGUGUCGCCGCUCAGCUUCACCGAAGUGCUCGGACGCCACGCGGACAUCAGCAUCGGUACCCAGGAAGUCCCCGAAUGCGUGUGUGCCAGUUUCUACGCGUUCAACCACUCGGACUGCCAAACGUCGCCUCUGCAUCCGUGUUUCGACGGCGUCAAUGGUGAGCUGGCUCACGCGUUCCUCCCGCCGCGCGGCGAAAUCCACUUCGACGACCACGAGCUGUGGAUCGUCGGGAGGUCAAGGUUCAGCUGGAAACGAGGCGUGUGGCUCAACGACCUUGUCCAGGUGGCGGCUCACGAGAUCGGCCACGCGCUGGGCUUGUGGCACUCGGGCGACCCGCGGGCCCUCAUGCACCCCAACGCCACCUUCACGGGCCAGCGCGACGUCGGCCGCGACGACGUCGCCGGCAUUCGGCGGCUCUACGGCUGCGGGGACCAGAAGCGAGCGUGCGCGUCGUGGGCCCGCUCGGGUUUGUGCGAGCGUCGCAAGCCGUUCAUGACCAAGAAGUGCCCGCGCAGCUGCCAGCUGUGCUUCGAGCCCCCGGAGGCCGCGGCUACGCCGACGCCGCCCGCCAACGUCCGAGUGAAGGUGGUCCCGCGGGGGAAGGUGGUGGGCUUCCGUUGCGGAACCAAGAACCCGCGAGCAUCGCCGAGAGUCAGCUGGUACAAAGACGGCGAGCGCAUCGCCGCGUCUGUCCCGGGCCACAUCGCGCUUAAAGGUCGCGACCUCCGCAUCGUGGCCAACGAGUUCAACGAGGGCGUGUACACCUGCCGCCUCCAUCGCCUCGGCAAGGCCGCGGCCACCAACUCCUGGCGCGUCCGACUCCGGACCGAGGACGACCACGACGUCGUCGUCGCCGCUCGUUCGGUCUCAAGGUGACUGAUUUGACGACGCUCCAAGGGGAGAAAACAUUUUAGCUGAGCAAAAAUGAAAACACUUUUUCUUUUUCUUGGAAUCAUUCAAUGUUGUUUCCAAUUAAACUAAUCAG
This is a messenger RNA of Syngnathoides biaculeatus (alligator pipefish), 4159 nucleotides long. RefSeq names its product matrix metallopeptidase 23bb (gene mmp23bb). The record is from RefSeq and is a predicted model, not a curated record. Lineage: Eukaryota; Metazoa; Chordata; Actinopteri; Syngnathiformes; Syngnathidae. Gene Ontology annotation, biological process: collagen catabolic process; proteolysis; extracellular matrix organization. The coding region runs from base 2752 to 4050 and encodes 432 amino acids. The transcript has 7 exons. Gene Ontology annotation, cellular component: extracellular matrix. Gene Ontology annotation, molecular function: zinc ion binding; metalloendopeptidase activity.